Molecule: messenger RNA, 989 nt
Organism: Erythranthe guttata (spotted monkey flower)
Lineage: Eukaryota; Viridiplantae; Streptophyta; Magnoliopsida; Lamiales; Phrymaceae
Source: RefSeq, a predicted model, not a curated record
UUUAUCAAGAGCAAAGUUCCCUUAAUUCAAAUAGACAGCUCACAGCUGUAUAUAUCAAGGAUUGUAAUUAGCUUUGCCAGAUCACUGGAUAUCUGACACGUCAUUAUAUUGCUUCCAAUUUUUCUGAAAUUUCCUUAUUAGAAAAUCCAAAGUUAUGGAAAUUUCUAUUCCUAAAACAUAACUCAGAACUCUAUAAAUACAACUCUAGCAAAACGUUAUCCCUACUCACUCGUAUACAUUGAAAUAUUCAAUUUGCACUAAGAUUUAAUUUGAAUUUUUUGCACUAAGAUUUUAAGUUGAAUUCUUGCAUGAUGGAAUCAAGAUCAGAAGUAUUUCAGAUGGAGCACCAACCUUUCGGAAAAUUAACCCGGGUUUUGAUUAUCGACGGUGGUGGAGUUCGAGGGAUAAUCCUCGGAGUUAUCCUCGAAUUUCUCGAGUCACAACUUCAGAAAUUGGAUGGUGAAGAUGCUCGAGUUGCGGAUUACUUUGACGUAAUAGCGGGCCCAAGCAGAGGACUGAAAAGAAUCGGCCGUUGUUCGAUGCCAAAUGAAGAAGGUCGAUUUCUAGUAUUGUUUCUAGGAACUGGUUCGACACAAGUUCGUAAGUACGACGCCAAGAAAGCAUCAAAGUGGAGUAUUCUGAGAUGGUUGAAAAAUCGUAUAACGAACCCCUUGUUGGAUUUAGUUUCUCGAACUAUACAAGACAUCAAUAAAAACUACGAUUCCAUUAUUGUUGGCGCCCUUCACUCUAGUGGAAAUUUUCUAAGAAUCCAGGUAUUAGACGAGAAUUUAGUUGGUGUAACAAAGAAGAAUCUGAAGAAUCUCGUCAAAGUUGGAGAGGAGUUACUGAAAAAGCCAAUUUCAAGAUUCGAUUUCCGUACUGGAGAAUAUGGUCCAUCUAGUGAUCAAGGAACAAACGAGGAGGCGCUUAUUCGGUUAGCGGCAAUACUUUCCAAAGAGAAACGGCUACGUACGUCGGGAUUUCGGUAG